AUGGCUCUAAUGGUUCACCUGAAGACGGUCGCCCACCUUCGGGGGAAAGGUGACAGGAUCGCCAAAGUUACAUUCAGAGGUCUGUCCUUUUACAGCCAAGUAGCAGAGAACCGCGAGGAGGUGGCCCACUUUAAUGAGACAUUUCGGUGGCCAAUUGCAGCAGGCUGGGAUGGAACGAGAUACCUUCAAAGACAAAUGUAUGGCUUUCUGUUGGUGUUUUCCUGCAGACUGGUGGGGACUUUCUGCAUGGUACUUCAGAAGGUGGCUGAGGAAGGACACCUAGAGCUGACUGACACACUCAUCGACGAUAACAACACAUCAAUAAAGACCAGCAUUACCAUCGAAAUCAGAUACCAGGCAAUGGAUGGCACAGUGGGUGUGUGGAGUGAUGGGGAGUUUCUGGAUGUUCCCGAUGACCGUGAUGGGAUAUUUGCUUUUGAGACAGACAGCUUGCUGUCAGGUCAGAGCCACGCAUCAGGGACAUCACCUGGACGAUCUUUACAGGGAUCCAUACCAACCUUCAGAAAAGCAGGGAAGGGAGUUUUCUCAGCCAUGAAGCUCGGCAAGAUCAAGAGCUCAAAAGACGAUCACAAGAAAGGAGAUGAGCCAGCAGUCCUGGACAUGGAGGACCUGGACAAGAAGGCGAUGCGUCUUGCGGGAGUACUGGAUCCAGACACCAUCUCUCUGGCCUCUGUCACCGCUGUCACCACUAAUGUCUCCAAUAAGAGGUCAAAGCCAGAUAUCAAGAUGGAACCGAGCUCUGGACGACCAGUGGAUUAUCAGAUUAGCAUCACAGUGAUCGAGGCCCGGCAGCUGCUAGGCCUCAACAUGGACCCUGUGGUGUGUGUAGAGAUUGGGGAUGACAAGAAGUACACGUCCAUGAAGGAAUCCACCAAUUGUCCGUACUACAAUGAGUAUUUUGUCUUUGACUUCCACGUCCCUCCUGAUGUCAUGUUUGACAAAAUCAUAAAGCUUUCGGUUAUUCACUCUAAAAACCUUCUUCGGAGUGGCACCUUGGUGGGAACCUUCAAGAUGGAUGUUGGGACUGUUUACUCUCAGCCUGAACACCAGUUCUACCACAAAUGGGCCAUCCUGUCUGAUCCUGAUGACAUCACAGCAGCAUGUAAAGGGUAUAUAAAGUGCGACAUUGCUGUUGUCGGGAAGGGCGACAACAUUAAGACACCACACAAGGCCAAUGAGACAGAUGAAGAUGACCUAGAGGGGAACCUUCUUCUCCCAGAGGGCAUCCCAGCAGAGCGGCAGUGGGCAAGGAUUUAUGUGAAGAUCUACCGCGCAGAGGGCCUUCCUAAAAUGAACACCAGCAUCAUGGCUAAUAUGAAGAAGGCCUUUAUUGGAGAGAACAGAGACCUGGUCGACCCCUACGUUCAAGUGCAAUUUGCUGGGCAGAAAGGGAAGACUUCAGUCCAGAAGAGCAGUUAUGAACCAAUAUGGAACGAGCAAGUCGUCUUCACAGAGCUUUUCCCUCCUCUCUGCAAACGGCUGAAGGUCCAGAUACGAGACUCCGAUAAGGUCAACGACGUUGCCAUAGGAACUCACUUUAUUGACCUACGCAAGAUAUCCAACGAUGGUGACAAAGGGUUCCUGCCCACUCUGGGUCCAGCCUGGGUCAACAUGUAUGGCUCAACCCGCCAGUACACUCUCAUGGAUGAGCACCAGGACCUGAAUGACGGACUUGGAGAAGGUGUGUCCUUCAGAGCCCGUUUACUGCUCUCCGUUGCUGUGGAGAUCCUGGACACCACUUCCCCAGAGAUCAUAAGCUCCACUGAGGUGCAGGUGGAGUCUGUCUCCAACAUCUCAGAGAGCGCCACAGGGAAAAUAGAUGAGUUCUUCCUCUUUGGUUCCUUUCUGGAGGCCACCAUGAUUGACAGGAAGAUUGGUGACAAGCCAAUUACUUUUGAAAUCACAAUCGGUAACUAUGGCAACCAAAUAGAUGGCGUAAGCAAGCCAUCAUCAGCAAAGAAGAAGAAGAAAGAUGGAGAAAAUGAAGAGGAGGAGAGCGAGCUCAUCCAGAACUCCAGUGAGGAUGAAGCAGACGAGGACGGGGACCUGGUCUCGGUCUCCUCCACUCCUCUCAUGAGACCUGUCAUCACUGAUAGGAAUUACUUCCAUCUUCCCUACUUUGAAAAGAAGCCGUGUGUCUACAUCAAGAGCUGGUGGCAGGACCAAAGAAGAAGACUGUACAACUCCAACAUGAUGGACAAGAUCGCCGAUAAACUGGAAGAGGGUUUGAAUGAUGUUCAGGAGGUCAUUAAGACAGAGAAGGCCUUUCCAGAGCGUCGACUCAGGGGAGUGGUGGAAGAGCUCAGCAUUGGCUGCAGUCGGUUUGUGACUCUUGCUAACAAGGAUGUGAACCAGGCAGGCAGAACCAAGCUGGAUCGAGAACGGCUCAAAUCCUGCAUGAGAGAGCUGGACAGCAUGGGUCAGCAAGCCAGGCAGAUUCGGACGCAGGUGAAGAAAAACACAGUCAGAGACAAACUCAAACUGGUGCAAAACUUCCUGCAGAGGCUCCGCUUCCUUGCUGAUGAGCCACAGCACAGUAUCCCAGAUGUUUUUGUCUGGAUGAUGAGCAACAACAAGCGCAUUGCUUAUGCCCGGAUUCCUUCCAAAGACAUCCUGUACUCCAUAGUGGAUGAGGAAACAGGAAAGGACUGUGGUAAAGUCAAAGCUGUCUUUCUCAAGCUGCCUGGUAAAAAAGGCUUUGGUCAUGCAGGCUGGACAGUUCAGGCUAAGCUGGAGUUGUAUCUGUGGCUGGGCCUGAACAAGCAAAGGAAGGACUUCCUUAAUGGUCUGCCUAAUGGUUUUGAAGAAGUCAAAGCUGCUAAAAUGAGCCCUGGUCUUCAGUCUGUCCCCCCUGUCAGCCUUAUCUAUGACAUGAAGCAAGUCUUCCAACUGAGAGCGCACAUGUACCAGGCCCGCAGUCUCUUUGCAGCUGACAGCAGUGGCCUUUCAGACCCCUUUGCAAGGGUCUUCUUCUCCACGCACAGCCAGGUUACUGAGGUCCUGAGCGAGACUCUCUGCCCCACAUGGGACCAGCUGCUGGUGUUUGAUGAUGUGGAGCUGUUUGGGGAGGCCAGCGAGCUAAGAGACGAUCCACCAAUAAUUGUAGUUGAAAUCUUUGACCAGGACACGGUGGGCAAGGCAGAGUUCAUAGGUCGGACGUUUGCAAAGCCCACCAUCAAGAUGUGCGAUGAGCACUAUGGCCCUCCGAGGUUCCCGCCACAGUUGGAGUACUACCAGAUUUACAGAGGGAACUGCACUGCCGGGGAACUGCUGGCUGCCUUUGAGCUGCUACAGAUUGGUCAAGGAGGGAGAGCUGACCUUCCUCCCAUUGAGGGACAGACAGACUCAGAGCGUGGACCGAUUCUCCCUGUGCCACUGGGAAUCCGGCCCAUCCUGAGUCGCUACCGCAUAGAGGUUUUGUUUUGGGGCUUAAGGGACCUAAAGAGGAUUAACUUGGCCCAGGUGGAUCGUCCCCGUGUGGAUAUCGAGUGUGCAGGUAGAGGUGUUCAAUCUGCCCUCAUCCAGAACUACAAGAAAAACCCCAAUUUCAGCACUCUGGUCAAGUGGUUUGAGGUGGACUUGCCAGAGAAUGAGCUUCUCCACCCUCCGCUCAAUAUCCGAGUGGUAGACUGUCGUGCAUUUGGCCGUUACAUCCUGGUUGGGUCCCAUGCUGUCAGCAGCCUGAGGCGUUUCAUCUACAGUGCCCCAGACAAGACCUCCAGCAACUGGGCCACUGCAGCUAAGCUCAUGAAUGGCUACAUGGUCCUAGCGAAUGGCGGCUCCCAGCCUCGCUCCUCACCCAGCCUUUCCUCCCGCACUUUCUCUCGCCCCGCAGGUGACAUCAUGGUCAACAUGGACUCAGAGGCUGGGGUCCGAAAAAUGGACACAGUUGUCAAGUUAGAUGCUACAUCUGACGCUGUAGUAAAAGUUGACAUGACUGAAGAAGAGAGCAACAAAGACAAGAAAAAGAAGAAAAAGAAGAAGAAGGGAGGGGUGGAAGAAGAAGAAGAGACAGAUGAGAGUGUACUGGACUGGUGGUCCAAAUAUUUUGCUUCUAUCGAGACACUGAAGGAGACCCUCAAAGCCCAGGAGGCGGCUCAGGCAGAGGCGGAGGAGAGAGAAGACCUGGAGAUAGCAGCAGAAGCAGCAGAUAUCAAACCCGAUGACCUUCUUCUGAAAGGCUCCAGGAUAAAAGAAAAGGGAAAAGAGAAGAAGAGCUCCAAGGACAAAAAGAAGGGUCAAGCUGUGGAUGGACCCGAAAAACGACCGGUUAAAGCGAGAGUGGAUGAGUUGAUGGUGUACAACAAGGAGCUGGAGAGUGAGUAUGGUAACUUUGAGGACUGGCUUCACACUUUCAACCUCUACAGAGGAAAAGCCGGGGAUGCCGAUGAACAGGCUAUGGAUGAUGACAGAAUUGUUGGAAGAUUCAAGGGAUCCUUAUGUAUGUACAAACUACCCCUGUCAGAGGAGAUCACGAGAGAGGCAGGAUUUGAUCCUAACAUGGGCAUGUUCCAGAGCAUUCCUCAUAACGAUCCAAUCAAUGUUCUCGUUCGUGUCUAUGUGGUCAGGGCCACAGAUCUUCAUCCUGCUGAUAUCAACGGAAAGGCUGAUCCGUACGUUGUCAUCAAGCUGGGCAAGUCAGAGGUCAAAGACAAAGAGAACUACAUCUCCAAACAACUCAAUCCUGUGUUUGGCAAAUCAUUUGACAUUGAAGCUACGUUUCCCAUGGAGUCCAUGCUAUCAGUGUCUGUGUACGACUGGGACCUGGUGGGGACAGAUGACCUGAUUGGAGAGACAAAGAUUGAUCUGGAGAAUCGUUUCUACAGCAAAUACAGAGCUACCUGUGGCAUUUCCUCCAACUACUCUGUCCAUGGGUACAAUGUCUGGCGUGAUCCUAUGAAGCCCACUCAGGUCCUGGCCAAGUUGUGUAAGGAUGGCAAGAUUGAUGGACCUCAUUAUGGGCCUGGAGGAAAAGUGAAGGUGGCUAGCCGCAUCUUCACAGGGCCAACGGAAAUCGAGGAUGAAAACGGUAAGGAAAAGCAAACCGAGGAGCAUUUAGCUUUGACGGUGCUGAACCACUGGGAGGAGAUCCCAAGGGUGGGUUGCAAACUGGUCCCUGAACACGUGGAGACCAGACCUCUGCUGAACCCUGACAAACCUGGCAUAGAACAGGGGCGCAUUGAGAUGUGGGUGGAUAUGUUUCCUAUGGACAUGCCUGCACCUGGACCUGCGAUUGACAUAUCACCACGGAAACCAAAGAGAUAUGAGCUCAGGGUGAUUAUUUGGAAUACAGACGAAGUAAUACUGGAGGACGAUGAUUACUUCACUGGGGAAAAGUCCAGUGACAUAUUUGUCAGGGGGUGGCUGAAAGGGCAGCAGGAGGACAAACAGGACACAGAUGUGCAUUACCACUCCUUGACUGGUGAAGGAAACUUCAACUGGCGCUUCGUCUUCCCCUUUGAUUACCUCAUGGCUGAGGAGAAGAUCGUGAUCUCAAAGAAAGAGUCCAUGUUUUCCUGGGAUGAGACUGAAUACAAGAUUCCACCUCGUCUCACGCUGCAGGUCUGGGAUGCGGACCACUUCUCUGCUGAUGACUUCCUGGGUGCAAUUGAGUUGGACCUAAACCGGUUCCCUCGUGGCGCAAAGACAGCCAAGCAGUGCUCUAUUGACAUGAUCCGGAACGAGCAGGAGCUGCCCACCAUCUCCAUCUUCAAACAAAAGAGGGUCAAGGGAUGGUGGCCUUUCGUGGCCCGUGAUGAGAAUGAUGAGAUGGAGCUCACGGGUAAGGUUGAAGCUGAGCUCCAUCUGGUGACAGCAGAGGAGGCAGAGAAAAGUCCUGUAGGACUGGGACGAAAUGAGCCGGAUCCGCUGGAGAAACCGAACCGCCCAGACACCACCUUCCUGUGGUUCCUGAGCCCGCUGAAAGCCAUCCGCUACCUGGUGUGCAACCGCUACAAGUGGCUGAUCAUAAAGAUCGUGCUGGCCCUGCUGCUGCUGAUCAUGCUGGGCCUCUUCCUCUACAGCAUGCCGGGCUACCUUGUCAAGAAACUGUUGGGGGCCUGA
Molecule: messenger RNA, 6084 nt
Organism: Scomber scombrus (Atlantic mackerel)
Lineage: Eukaryota; Metazoa; Chordata; Actinopteri; Scombriformes; Scombridae
Gene: otofa
Product: otoferlin a
Exons: 47
Coding region: 1-6084 (2027 amino acids)
Biological process (GO): synaptic vesicle priming; plasma membrane organization
Cellular component (GO): synaptic vesicle membrane; presynaptic active zone membrane
Molecular function (GO): calcium ion binding; AP-2 adaptor complex binding
Source: RefSeq, a predicted model, not a curated record